Octodon degus (degu) is the source of this 1969-nucleotide messenger RNA. RefSeq names its product kelch like family member 10 (gene Klhl10). Lineage: Eukaryota; Metazoa; Chordata; Mammalia; Rodentia; Octodontidae. The record is from RefSeq and is a predicted model, not a curated record. Gene Ontology annotation, molecular function: protein binding. Bases 23 to 1951 code for a protein of 642 amino acids. The transcript has 5 exons.
UGGGCUGCCCGCUGGGCCGGACAUGAAAGAUGUAGUAGGGAAAGGGAGGGACAGCUGCCUGCAGGGGCCCCCAACCCUCGCCACACCCAGGACAGCAGCCUCUCCCCGCUGGCUCCCGGGAGCCAUGGAGACGGAGGGCGCCUCGGCCUCCUCCCGCUUCCCCCAGCCUCACAUGGAGAGGAAAAUGAGCGCCAUGACCUGUGAGAUCUUCAAUGAGCUUCGGCUGGAGGGCAAGCUCUGCGACGUGGUCGUCAAGGUCAAUGGCUUCGAGUUCAACGCCCACAAGAACAUCCUCUGUAGCUGCAGCUCCUACUUCAGAGCUUUGUUUACCAGUGGCUGGAACAACACGGAGAAGAAAGUGUACAACAUUCCCGGCAUCUCCCCCGACAUGAUGAAGCUGAUCAUCGAGUAUGCCUACACGCGCACCGUGCCCAUCACCCCUGACAAUGUGGAGAGGCUGCUGGCGGCCGCUGACCAGUUCAACAUCAUGGGCAUCGUGCGGGGCUGCUGCGAAUUCCUCAAGUCUGAACUGUGCCUGGACAACUGCAUCGGCAUCUGCAAGUUCACCGACUACUACUACUGCCCCGAGCUGCGGCAGAAGGCCUACAUGUUCAUCCUGCACAACUUUGAGGAGAUGGUGAAGGUCUCGGCCGAGUUCCUGGAGCUGUCGGUCACCGAGCUCAAGGACAUCAUAGAAAAGGACGAGCUCAAUGUCAAACAGGAGGAUGCUGUGUUUGAGGCCAUCUUAAAGUGGAUUUCUCAUGACCCCCAAAACAGGAAGCAGCACAUCUCGGUUUUACUUCCUAAGGUGCGCCUGGCGCUCAUGCAUGCCGAGUACUUUAUGAACAACGUGAAGAUGAACGACUACGUCAAGGACAGUGAGGAGUGCAAGCCUGUGAUCAUCAACGCGCUCAAGGCCAUGUACGACCUCAACAUGAACGGGCCGUCCAACUCGGACUUCACUAACCCGCUGACGCGGCCGCGCCUGCCCUACGCCAUCCUUUUCGCCAUUGGCGGCUGGAGCGGUGGCAGCCCGACCAACGCCAUCGAGGCGUACGACGCGCGCGCUGACCGCUGGGUGAACGUGACCUGCGAGGAAGAGAGCCCGCGCGCCUACCACGGCGCCGCCUACCUCAAAGGCUACGUCUACAUCAUCGGCGGCUUCGACAGUGUGGACUACUUCAACAGCGUCAAGCGCUUCGACCCGGUGCGCAAGACCUGGCACCAGGUGGCGCCCAUGCACUCGCGCCGCUGCUACGUGAGCGUCACGGUGCUCAGCAACUUCAUCUACGCCAUGGGCGGCUUCGACGGCUACGUGCGCCUCAACACGGCCGAGCGCUACGAGCCCGAGACCAACCAGUGGACGCUUAUCGCCCCCAUGCACGAGCAGCGCAGCGACGCGAGCGCCACCACGCUCUACGGCAAGGUGUACAUCUGCGGCGGCUUCAACGGCAACGAGUGCCUGUUCACGGCCGAGGUGUACAGCAGCGAGAGCAACCAGUGGACCGUCAUCGCGCCCAUGCGCAGCCGGCGCAGCGGGAUCGGCGUCAUCGCCUACGGGGAGCACGUGUACGCGGUGGGUGGCUUCGACGGUGCCAACCGGCUGCGCAGCGCGGAGGCCUACAGCCCGGUGGCGAACACGUGGCGCACGAUCCCCACCAUGUUCAACCCACGCAGCAACUUCGGAAUCGAGGUGGUGGACGACCUCCUGUUCGUGGUGGGCGGCUUCAACGGCUUCACCACCACCUUCAACGUGGAGUGCUACGACGAGAAGACGGACGAGUGGUACGACGCGCACGACAUGAGCAUCUACCGCAGCGCGCUGAGCUGCUGCGUGGUGCCGGGGCUGGCCAACGUGGGCGAGUACGCGGCUCGCCGCGACCACUUCCCGGGCCUGGCCCCGCGGGACGAGGUGAAGUACUCCGCCUCGACCAGCACCCUGCCUGUGUGAGCCUCCGUAGCUAAUAAA